AAGACAAUGUUUGCCAAGGGAGUCUCGCUAAUCCUCGAGCCCAUAGACGUCAGUGAUAAUUUGUCACUACACAUUCUUUCAACCCUUUGCCGAAGAAGACGCCCUUCUCUUCCAGGCAUACCUUUGCCUGCCGCACACAAGGUUAAAAAGCGCCGCAAAAAGCGCCGCAUCUUCUCCUCGACUGUUGCUGAGGAAUGAGAGCUGCUGCUCUUCUCCUCGGCCCGCACUCCUCCGCAUUACGAAGAUCUAGGUCACUGUCCAGGGCCACAGUCACAGCCUCCUCGUUACCCCCUCGUGGAAGGCGCCUCUUUGCAAUGGCUACGUCGUCACCGAAGCUUGAGGCUUCGCCCUCCGAAGACAACAUCUUUGCGAAUUCUUUCCAGGAUCUUGAUAUUCAGAGUGACAAGGGUCUUACACCAAGCCCUGUCCCGAGCCAACCAAGCUCCGAUCCACCACAAGCCGCCACCAACAACAAUAAACAACAAAAUCAAAGACGUCCAAAGCAAAAGAAGAAGCAAGAUCCGCCAAAGGUCUCGGAGUCAGACGAGCCCCUCAUUACACCGGUUGGAGACCCCUGGCCUCGGCCAUAUCACUUUGAGGGAGAUGGAUUGCGUCGGGUAGUUCCAUACCAUUAUACUUACAACACACAUUGCAAGGAGAGAUGGCGGAACAGACCCCUCCUUGAAAUCUAUGAAUCUGAAUUCAGGGACCGUCCGCUAGAGUACUAUCGGCAGUCGAUGAUACGGGGAACUAUCUUUGUUAACGGUCGGCGAGUCGGGCCCGAUUAUAUUCUCCGGAAUGGUGACCUCAUUUCUCACACUCUGCACCGUCAUGAACCUCCGGUAACAGAGGAUCCUGUACAGAUCAUCCACGAGGAUGAAGAUAUGAUCGUUAUCAACAAGCCCGCGGGUGUUCCCGUGCACCCUGCAGGCAGGUACAACUUCAACUCGGUUGUUGAGAUUAUGAAAUCAGACCGCGGCCCAGCAUUCUUGCCAUACCUCUGCAACCGCCUGGACCGUCUCACAAGUGGUAUCAUGUUCAUUGCAAAGAACCCACCUGCUGCAGAGGCUUUGGGCAUCAAGAUCAAGGACCGCACAGUGAGAAAAGAAUACAUCGCUCGAGUGAUGGGCGAGUUCCCCGAUGGCGAGGUUGUUUGCGACCAACCCAUUCUACAAAUAUCUCCCAAGCUUGGCCUUAACAGGGUGCGCGCGAAUGGCAAGACAGCCCGAACUGUGUUUAAGAAGUUGGCCUACUAUCCUGCCGAGGGAGAGAGCGAAGCAAACGACCGCCCGAAAACUCCUGAACAGGUUCAGGAGGAGAAACUUCGCCCUUGGGCAAACAAGAAGGGAUACUCCAUUGUUCGAUGUCUCCCUGUUACAGGUCGCACUCAUCAGUUGCGGGUUCACCUUCAACAUCUUGGCCAUCCUAUUCAAAAUGAUCCUAUCUAUGCUAACCGGCGGGUCUGGGGCGUUGAUCUGGGACAAAAUGACGCCGAUGCGACUCAUAACACAGACGAAGACAUCGUGAGCCGGCUGUCUCGGAUGGGCAAAGACGAAGUGGCGGAAGCUGUUGCUUAUUACGAUGCCAUGGUGGAUAGAUAUGAAGAGAAGAGGGCCGAGAAGCUUACGGGCGAGCUCUGCGACAUUUGCGAGACACCUCUUUACUCGGACCCUGGUGAACAUGAGCUAUCGCUAUGGCUCCACAGUCUUCGGUAUGAAGAUGCAGGCGGUGCCUGGUCAUAUGUUAGCCCGUUGCCUCGAUGGGCUCUUCCACCGAAGGGAAUGAGUGGCCCAACAUCGGUGGGUGGGAUGGAGGAAUUGGUGGAGGCGGUUAAGGACGAGAACCCUGAGAUAUCAUGAUAAUUGCCAUUCCGUACAACAAGCAAGCACCAAGCAAACAACUUCAGAUGCCUACACUACACUACAUAUGACGACCAUCCCGUGGACAACGCCACCAAAUUGAACGAGAUGGCAACUCGUAGAUACACAUGAGCAGCUGAACUAUAGCACAUCUUGGAUGAGAGUUGCAAAGCUGCCGAACCUAUCAGACAGGACCAGCUUGAUCCCCGGCGCCAGGGUGAGGAUCCGAUUUCCGGGUCAUCAUCCUGUGGAUCUACUAUUCGUGACCAGGGUCGGCCUAUCCCCGUCAGUAAAACAGGCAGACUAUGACUAUUUAGCUUAUGCAUGAGGGUUCCUAGCCCGUAUACACUGGAGGCUGAGCCAAGAUAGGGCUUGGCUUCGAAACCCUUGAACAUUCUUCGAAAUUGCAAGCCUAGGGUUUGUGUUGUUGUGAUGCGAGGCAUGCGACCGAUAUCUGUCUUAGCUACGGCCCCCUCGGGAUACCCUUCACCGGGUGAAGUUCACCCGGGAGCGCGGAUUUGUGACAGAUAAGCCCAAAGUUUAAGACAGGUCAGUGGUUCCAUGGUGGCUAACAACGGGCACUUACUACAGGCUUUGUCGACGCCAGAGGCGCAACAUGAAGCAACCAGUACGGAAGCCACUGACAGACUAAACUCAUCUCCUCACCCUUGGGACAACCAGUUCUCUGGAGCGGAACCGGGAGGAAUUAAGGCCAAUGAUUCUCGGAGGAAUUGGGUCAAUCUAAGCGAAGUACCCAUUCCACAGUGAACACAAGAUCAGAACAUACGAAGGACCCUAGAAAGAUGACCUCAGGGGGCAAGAAAACACCGAACCUU
Molecule: messenger RNA, 2695 nt
Organism: Fusarium verticillioides 7600
Lineage: Eukaryota; Fungi; Ascomycota; Sordariomycetes; Hypocreales; Nectriaceae
Product: pseudouridylate synthase
Exons: 2
Coding region: 195-1859 (554 amino acids)
Biological process (GO): pseudouridine synthesis
Molecular function (GO): RNA binding; pseudouridine synthase activity
Source: RefSeq, a predicted model, not a curated record